AUGAUGGUCAGACCCGAUCCAAUUAACAUGGUCAAUCGCGUGCGCCGGACCCUGAACAACGCGAUCAGGGAUGAGAAUUUCUACAUGGCUCAUCAAUUGUACAAGUCGCUGUAUUCCAGAUACAUAAGCAUGCAUAACAAAGACGCUGCCAUAAUGACACUUCAGGAAGGAAUUAUUGUCCUGUACGAUAAUCAUCAAGUUGGAAUUGCUACUGAUUUAGCACAACUGUUUGCAAAAUCCUUGUCAGCGCAGCAUAUCAUUCCUUCUGAACAAAUGUUUGAUUUCAUAAGAGAUAUAUUCAGAAAAUUUGGUCCGUCACUAUCUGCAGAACGAGAUUCCAUGUUGAAUCCAAUCAUACAGUGGACAAUUGAACAUUGUCCAGAAUACUCAAUGGGACACCCAGAUUUACAUAAACGUAUAGGAUAUAUCUAUUGGUCAGAGGCUAACUUUGAGUUAGCACAGCAUCAUUAUUUGAGAUCAACAGAUGGUUUGGCAUUUGCAGCUAUGUUGGUAGAAAUGCAUAAAACACGAGGAUUAAAAUAUGAAGUUGAUUUAUUUAUAACACAAGUUGUACUGCAAGGGUUGUGUAUGCGUAACACAUCAAUUGCACAGUCAACAUUUCAGUCAUAUACUAAGUUACAUCCUGCUAUAAAUGAUGAACCACCAUACAUUUUGCCUUUACUCAAUUUCAUUUGUUAUUUACUAAAAAUAUUAGAUGGAGGAAAGCUAAAAACUUAUAUAGUACUUUGUGAGCAAUAUCAAUCAUCUUUGACCAGGGAUCCGAGCUACACUGAAUAUUUAGAUAAAAUUGGGCAACUAUUCUUCCACGUCAAGCCAUUUGAAAGGAGACCUAGACAACAUGGAAUUUUAGGUAAUUUGAUCAGUACACUAUUUGGUGACUGUGAUCAUGAUGGAGAACCACGUGCCUCAUCAUCGCGUCCGAUAAAUGUAGAACCUCUCGAUUAA
Messenger RNA from Macrosiphum euphorbiae (potato aphid), 966 nucleotides. The record is from the annotation of a GenBank genome assembly. NCBI's taxonomy places the organism in Eukaryota, Metazoa, Arthropoda, Insecta, Hemiptera, Aphididae.